Molecule: messenger RNA, 4304 nt
Organism: Kogia breviceps (pygmy sperm whale)
Lineage: Eukaryota; Metazoa; Chordata; Mammalia; Artiodactyla; Physeteridae
Gene: LMTK1
Product: apoptosis associated tyrosine kinase
Biological process (GO): brain development; peptidyl-tyrosine autophosphorylation
Molecular function (GO): protein tyrosine kinase activity; ATP binding
Source: RefSeq, a predicted model, not a curated record
CGCGCUGCUGGCCCUGGCCAUGUCGUCGUCCUUCUUCAACCCCAGCUUUGCCUUCAGCUCGCACUUCGACCCCGACGGCGCCCCACUCAGCGAGCUCUCCUGGUCGUCCUCCCUGUCUGUGGUGGCCGUGUCCUUCUCCGGGCUCUUCACCGUCGUUGCCCUCAUGCUGGCCUGCCUGUGCUGUAAGAAGGGCGGCAUCGGGUUCAAGGAGUUUGAGAAUGCCGAGGGGGAAGAGUACGCGGCCGACUUCUCGGCACAGGGCUCCCCGGCAGCAGCCGCUCAGAACGGGCCUGACGUGUACGUCCUGCCUCUCACCGAGGUCUCCCUGCCUAUGGCCAAGCAGCCCGGGCGUUCAGUGCAGCUGCUCAAGUCCACAGAUCUGGGCCGGCACAGCCUCCUGUACCUGGAGGAGAUUGGCCACGGCUGGUUUGGGAAGGUAUUCCUCGGGGAGGUGAACUCGGGCAUCAGCAGCACCCAGGUGGUGGUGAAGGAGCUGAAGGUGAGCGCCAGCGUGCAGGAGCAGAUGCAGUUCCUGGAGGAGGCGCAGCCCUACAGGGCCCUACAGCACAGCAACCUGCUCCAGUGCCUGGCCCAGUGCGCUGAGGUGACGCCCUACCUGUUGGUGAUGGAGUUCUGCCCGAUGGGGGACCUCAAGGGCUACCUGCGGAGCUGGCGGGUGGCUGAGUCCAUGGCGCCCGACCCUCUGACCCUGCAGCGCAUGGCCUGUGAGGUGGCCUGUGGUGUCCUGCACUUGCAUCGCAACAACUAUGUGCACAGUGACCUGGCCCUGAGGAACUGCCUGCUCACAGCCGACCUGACGGUGAAGAUCGGCGACUAUGGCCUGUCUCACGGCAAAUACAGGGAGGACUACUUUGUGACAGCUGACCAGCUGUGGGUGCCACUGCGCUGGAUCGCGCCUGAGCUGGUGGACGAGGUGCACUGCAACCUGCUGGUGGUGGACCAGACCAAGGCCAGCAACGUGUGGUCCCUGGGCGUGACCAUCUGGGAGCUCUUUGAGCUGGGCGCGCAGCCCUAUCCGCACCACUCCGACCGGCAGGUGCUGGCCUAUGCUGUCCGGGAGCAGCAGCUCAAGCUGCCCAAGCCCCAGCUGCAGCUGACCCUCUCUGACCGCUGGUAUGAGGUGAUGCAGUUCUGCUGGCUGCAGCCUGAGCAGCGGCCGACGGCCGAGGAGGUGCACCUGCUGCUGUCCUACCUGUGUGCCAAGGGUGCCACCGAGGCGGAGGAGGAGUUUGAGCGGCGCUGGCACUCACUGCGGCCUGGCGGGGGUGGCGCGGGCCCCGGGCUGGGGGCGGCAGGCCUGGCACUGGGGGGCAUGGGCGAGCUUGCGGCCACCUCAUCCUUCCCACUUCUGGAGCAGUUUGCCGGCGACAGCUUCCACACGGAUGGUGACGACGUGCUGACGGUGACUGAGACGAGCCGUGGCCUCAACUUCGAGUACAAGUGGGAAGCCGGCCGCGGCUCCGAGGCCUUCCCGCCACCGGAGGGCGCAUUAAGUCCGGGCCGAGCCGCGCGUCUGCAGGAGCUCUGCAUCCCCGAUGGCGCUCCCCCAGGCGUGGUGCCGGUGCUCAGCGCUCACAGCCCCUCGGUGGGCAGCGAGUACUUCAUCCGCCUGGAAGACCCCACGCCUGCCGCAGGCCACGACCCAGACUGUGCCGGCUGUGCCCCCAGCACCCUCUCCGCCACCCUGCGCCCUGACGGCAGUGACCACGAUGAUGACUCUGACGGCAGCGCGGCUGCCUCCCUGGUCAUGGAGCCACUGCUGGGCCGCGCGCUGCCUGCUGAUGGCCCCUGGGGCCACUGCGACUACUACCCAUGCAGGAGCCAUGCCCGUGACCUGCCUUGCACCCCACGCUCACCCUCACCGGAGACCCCAGUGCUGGCAGAGCCCAGAGCAGAGGAUAUUGACUGGGGCGUGGGGGCAUUCUGCCCGCCCUUCUUUGAGGACCCGCUGGGCACAUCCCCCUCCGGGAGCUCCGGGGCCCAACCAUCCGCAGGUGGGGAAGAGCUGGGGGAGGCUGAGAUGCCCAGGGCUGCCCAGCACAGACACUGGAGCUCCAAUGUAUCUGCCAACAACAACAGCGGCAGCCGAGCACCAGAAUUCUGGGUCCCGGGCCUCUCAAGCUACACGGACUGCUGCCCUGGUGUGAAGCAGGCGUUACAGACCGUCCCUGAGCUGGGCCAUCCUCUGAUCCCAGAGGACCCCAGAGAGCCUCUCCUCGGGCCAAAGGGGGCCUCCUCUGGUAAGGAGCUGGGCCGCUGCCUUGGCUUCCCCCAUCUGUAUCCUGCUGAGGGCCUGACACCUGCCCCCUGCCUGGUCACAUCCCCUUGGACAGAGGCAGCCAGAAGUGGUGGUGACAGCCCCCAGGCAGAGCCCAGGCUUGCAGAGGAGGCCGAGGGCUCUGCUGGACUCCAGCUGCUCCUUCCCUCCAUCCCAUCCCCAUCCCAAGAGGGAGCCCUGCUUCCUGCCGAGGAGGCCAGCACCCCGCCCACCCUGCCUGCCUCACCCACGCCCACUGGCAGCCCACAGCCUGCCACCGAGCCAGUCCAGGCCCUGGACAGCGACAGUGGCAGCAGCUCCCCUGAGCUGGAGGCACCAGGCAGUGAAGACGAGGACACGACUGAGGCCACUUCUGGUGUCUUCACUGACUUGUCCAGCGACGGCCCGCAGGCUGAGAAACCAGAUGUGACACCAGCCUUCCGAUCCCUACAGAAGCAGGUGGGGACCCCCGACUCCCUGGACUCCCUGGACAUCCCAUCCUCAGCCAGUGAUGGCGGCUCUGAGGUCUUUAGCCCAUUAGCUGUUGGCACCCCUGGCGGGCAGCCCCGAGCCCUGGACAGCGGCUACGACACAGAGAACUACGAGUCCCCUGAGUUUGUACUCAAGGAGGCGCAUGAGCCCUGUGAGCCAGAGGCCUUUGAGGAGCUGGCCUCAGAGGGUGAGAGCCCCGGGCCAGAGACUCAUCUCGCCGCCUCCCUGGGUGGCCUCAGAGAGAAGAAUCCCUACCGUGACUCUGCCUACUUCUCAGACCUGGACACAGAGCCAGAGCCCCCCUUGGGCCCCAAGGAGAAGCAAGGAGGUGUCCCAGUCCCCGGGCCAGAGCCCGAUCUGGAGAGCCUGAAGAGCCCCAGGCUGCCGUCUGCACUGCCCUCCCCUGAGUUGGGGAUGCUUGCGGAGGCACAGGGCUCUGGCUCCAGGCCACUGCUACUGCCUGAGGACUCUUCCCCAGCACCAAGCGCCUGCCCCAGGGGCCCCAGGCUGGAGCCUCCCUGGCCCCAAGACCCAGCCCAGGUGCCACCCAUGCCCAGCCCCGGGCGCUCUAAGAUUUUCCUGCUGACUCCGGUCCGGCCCAGCUCAGAGAGCCACCGCCCCGAGCUCCAGGAGACCCUGGCACUGCUGUCAGGGUCGGGCCUGCAGGAACGGACAGGGGGCCCAGGUGCCCCCAGAACCCCACUCUGCCUGGCCCUGCCGGCAGUCCCCGCGGCUCCAGAGGGGCGGCCGGAGGAGGAAGAGGAGGACAGCGAAGACAGUGACGAGUCGGACGAGGAGCUCCGCUGCUACAGCAUCCAGGAGCCGAGCGAGGAGAGCGAGGAGGAGGCGCCGCCUGUGCCGGUGGUGGUGGCGGAGAGCCAGAGUGCGCGCAACCUGCGCAGCCUGCUUAAGAUGCCCAGCCUGCUGUCUGAGGCCUUCUGCGAGGACCUGGAGCGCAAGAAGAAAGCCGUGUCCUUCUUCGACGACGUCACUGUCUACCUCUUCGACCAGGAAAGCCCCACCCGGGAGCUCGGGGAGCCCUUCCCCGGCACCAAGGAGUCGUCCCCCACGUUCCCGGCAGGCAGCCCGGGCUCCCCCAGCACCCCCGGCCGGCCUCGGCGGGCUGACCGCUUCCCCGAAGGACCCGUGGCUGAAGAGGGCGGAGGGUUCGAGUGGGACGAUGGCCUCCCGCUGACGCCGGCCCAGGAGCCCGCCCCGCGUGUCCCCGCUGCAACCCCCAAGCCCAGCCCCUUCUCUCGCUUCACUGUCUCACCAGCGCCUGCAUCCCGCUUCUCCAUCACGCACGUCUCCGACUCGGACUCCGGGUCCGUGGGAGGUGAGUCUGCGGUGGGGCUGGCGGGAGGGGACACCGAGUCAGGACAGUGGUGAGGGCGGCCGGGAGGGGCACCUGCUGGGCGCGAGGCCCUGCGCUCGUUAUUUCUCGUUUUCUGAUCAAGCUCAGUUUUCAGACGGGGAAACUGAGGCUCGGAGAGGUCAGGUCAUGCCAGGCCUGUUUGUUGUGGCCACCCUGGCA